CGAUUUGAUGCAGAUUGAGCGUGAUGUCAAUGUCUGGCUGACAGCUCAGAGAACUGCAGCUCCUGCUGACCUUAAAGACUACUACUCCAAGUUUGCCGACUUUUAUGAUAGAAAGCUAUGGCAUCAACUUACAGUCUCUAUUGAAAAGUUUGCUGCUCUUCCUGCUGCUGUACCUUUCUUUCUGGCUCUCUAUGAUAACUUCAUUGUCGACUUUGAAAAGAAGAUCAACCCUAUCAGCCUGGUUAAAUUUCUCAUCCAAGUUGCCCAUCAGAUGAAGGAUCCCAAGGCUGCCCUUUCAUUUUUAUCUGCUCAGUCAGAAAAACUCAAGGAGUGGGGAGUGGGUUCUAAAGAGGCAUAUGUGCUUGCUGUAAUGGAAACUGCCCAUUAUCGUGUGGUUACAGGAGAUCUGGAGGGCUGCAAAAUCGCCAUGGAAGAGUCGGAAAAGUUGCUCGAUGAACUCCCUGCAACCGAAACCGUAAUUAGUGCUGCAUUCUAUCGCGUAUCUGCAGAUUACUACAAUUACAAAAUGGCAUACCAACAAUACUAUCACAACGCACUUUUGUUUCUAUCGUCUGUCAAUAUUGAUGAUCUGAGUAUUCAGGAAAAACAAGAACGUGCAUACAAUCUGUCCAUGAGUGCACUUCUUGGCGAGUCUCUAUAUAAUUUUAGUGAACUCCUUAUGCACCCCAUUCUUGAUUCUCUUAAAAAUACCAGCAUGGAGUGGUUACGCAUCUUGCUAUUCCAAUUCAAUACUGGUGACAUGGAUGGAUUUGAAAAAACUAGUCGCAGCGGAGAGUUUCUUAAACUGCCCAUUUUGGUCAACACUCUUGCCUUUUUGAGACAGAAGCUGUGUCUCAUGACUCUCAUUGAAGCUGUUUUUAAGCGAUCAAAAGAAAUGCGUGGCAAAAUGACAUUUUCUGAGAUUUCUCGUGAGACUCGAGUGUCGCUUGAAGAAGUGGAACAUCUAGUCAUGAAGGCGCUUUCUCUUGGUCUGAUUCGUGGAAAAAUUGAUCAAGUAGAUAGUGUUGUUAUUGUCACCUGGGUUCAAUCCCGUGUAUUAGACAAGUCGCAGAUUAAAACAAUCCAUGACAGGCUAGAUGGCUGGAGUAACAAGGUUCUUGAGCAAGUUACUGGUCUUGAGCAACAAGAGAGUGUUCAGAGUCUGAUCGUUCAAUAAAUGUAUUGAUGAGCGACAUCUUUAUCAAAAUUC
Messenger RNA from Batrachochytrium dendrobatidis JAM81, 1210 nucleotides. Its product is annotated as proteasome regulatory particle lid subunit RPN9. Gene Ontology annotation, cellular component: cytosol; nucleus; proteasome regulatory particle, lid subcomplex. Lineage: Eukaryota; Fungi; Chytridiomycota; Chytridiomycetes; Rhizophydiales. The record is from RefSeq and is a predicted model, not a curated record. Gene Ontology annotation, molecular function: structural molecule activity. The transcript is spliced from 7 exons. Bases 8 to 1177 code for a protein of 389 amino acids. Gene Ontology annotation, biological process: ubiquitin-dependent protein catabolic process.